AUGAAAGGUUUCCAUCUACUUAAAUACACUUUACCUGGUGAAUAACCAAUCAAUUUGAUAUUAUCAGAAAAAGAAAGAGGAAAAUUGUUUCUUGGAAAUUUAGAUUGUCUAAUAAAUUAAUAAAUUUUAGAAACAAAUAACAUAAAUUGCAUAUUAUCUAUAUGUACUGAAGAGAGUAAUAAAUAUUAAUAAGUAGAAAUCAUUGUUGGACCAAAAUAUCAAUAAAUUUAUUUAGAUAUUCAUGACAAUAUGAAUUCUCAAAUAAGUAAAGUUUUUGAAAGAUCUUACUUAUUCAUUGAAAAUGCUUUAAAAUCUUAAUAAAAUGUUCUUAUUCAUUGUGCAGCCGGAAUCUCAAGAUCAGCUACCCUAGUUUUGGCCUAUCUCAUGAAAACUUAUCAAUAAACUUUAGAAUAAGCUCUAAGAUUUCUAAAAUAAAAGAGACCAUAUGUUCGACCCAAUCCUGGAUUCUUACUUUAAUUACUUGAUUAUGAAACGUAACAAAGUAUUAUGAAUUUAGUAUGUUGCAUGGAUGUAUCACAAGUACUUUAGGACCAGAACUGACACCCUUUGAUAUUUAAAGGGAUCCUCAAUAUAAACCUUAGCCUAAGGUAGAAUUAAGGAAAAGUCUUCCUUUAAAAUAAGUUUCUGGUCCAUCUCCAGUGGCUAGAGUAGAAAGGAAAACACAUACAGAAAUAUUGACAAGAGUUUCAUAAUCAAUAUCUACAUUUUAACCAAAAGCCUUCAAGUCAUGAUU
This is a messenger RNA of Paramecium pentaurelia, 754 nucleotides long. The record is from the annotation of a GenBank genome assembly. Lineage: Eukaryota; Ciliophora; Oligohymenophorea; Peniculida; Parameciidae.